AUGUGCAGAGAACCCUUGGAGCCAGGUGCAACUGAAGACAGUGUGCAAAUGGCGAGCCGAACAUUACGCGUGUGUCGCGGACGAGGGACAGAGUUCCCGAAUUGGAAGGAUCCGUGGGAAUACUGGAGCAUCGGCUCUGUUGUCGUGGUCGAAGGAUCUGGCGAGAUGGUAGCAUUGGCUCUCUUGUCACGAGCAUAG
This is a messenger RNA of Sparassis crispa, 198 nucleotides long. RefSeq lists its product as hypothetical. The transcript has a single exon. Lineage: Eukaryota; Fungi; Basidiomycota; Agaricomycetes; Polyporales; Sparassidaceae. Bases 1 to 198 code for a protein of 65 amino acids. The record is from RefSeq and is a predicted model, not a curated record.